This is a messenger RNA of Ixodes scapularis (black-legged tick), 576 nucleotides long. RefSeq lists its product as uncharacterized. The coding region runs from base 1 to 576 and encodes 191 amino acids. The transcript has a single exon. The record is from RefSeq and is a predicted model, not a curated record. Gene Ontology annotation, molecular function: zinc ion binding; nucleic acid binding. Lineage: Eukaryota; Metazoa; Arthropoda; Arachnida; Ixodida; Ixodidae.
AUGUCAGCAAAAGAGAAAGGCGCAAAGCGGCGAGAAUACACGCCGAAAAACGCUGAAAAUAAUGCGGCUAGAACACAGACGUGUGGAAGAUGUGGUAGCAGUGCACACGAAAAGCCCAAGUGCCCCGCAGCGGGAUCAAUCUGUCGCAACUGCGGAAAAAAAGGUCACUGGCAACAAGUUUGCUUUAAGAAGCUUAGGAAUGAGGGCAAGAGCACUCUAAAAGAGGUGACUCUACAGGACCCAAAUGAAGCGCCAAACUGGAUGAUUGGAAGCAUCCACGCAGCUGAAGGAAGUGCGUGGAAAGUCAAACUGCGAGUCAACGGAACGCCUGCUACGUUCAAGAUAGACUCUGGUGCAGACGUCAGUGCCAUGCCUCCUAACACUGUCCCAAGCAAGGUGACCCUUGAGGAGACAGCUGCCAAGCUCUACGGUGCGAACAGGCAGCAAUUCGAAGUGUUGGGCAAGUUUCAAGCGACAAUACAACAUAACAAUAAGUCUAUACAGCACGUGAUCUACGUAGUGAACGGCCUGGAAGAGCCCUUUUGGGAAGAAAAGCCAGCAGCGAAUUGGAGCUGA